This is a messenger RNA of Cucurbitaria berberidis CBS 394.84, 920 nucleotides long. Its product is annotated as class I glutamine amidotransferase-like protein. Lineage: Eukaryota; Fungi; Ascomycota; Dothideomycetes; Pleosporales; Cucurbitariaceae. Bases 12 to 758 code for a protein of 248 amino acids. The record is from RefSeq and is a predicted model, not a curated record. Gene Ontology annotation, cellular component: nucleus; cytosol. The transcript is spliced from 3 exons.
AAUCUGAAACGAUGAAGACACCCUUAAGAAUCGCGAUCCUUCAAUGCGACACGCCGCCGCCGGAUGUCAUUGCAGAGUAUGGCAAAUACGACCGUAUCUUCACGACACUGCUCGAAACGGCUGCCGGGGGAGUAGGCCUAUCUCCGAAGCAAGAUCUUGAGUUGAGCGCUUUUGAUGUUGUCACAGCACAGGAGUAUCCUGAUCUGGAAAACAUAGACGCUGUUCUCAUCUCUGGCUCAAAACACAACUCGUUCGACAACGAGGCAUGGAUCUUAAAGCUUGUCGACUUCACGAAGAAACUCUUGAACCAGGAUCGGAUCCGAAUCAUCGGCGUCUGCUUCGGACACCAGAUUCUUGGAAGAGCUGCAGGCGUCAAAGUAGGACGGAGUGACGACGGCUGGGAGAUUUCAGUUCUACCCGUUCAGCUCACCGCAAAGGGGAAAGAGAUCUUCCAGCAAGAUAGCCUUGCCAUCCACCAAAUGCACAAGGACAUUGUGUUCGAGUAUCCUGAAGGUGUCGAGAAGCUCGGCGGCUCUCCACGCUGUCUCGUUCAAGGCAUGUACAAGAAAGGCAGACUCAUCUCUGUGCAAGGGCAUCCGGAGUUCAACCAAGGCAUCGUGACGCAUCUGGUCAAGAUGAGGCAGCAGCAGGGCAUCUUCGAGGAUGAGCAGGCGCGGGAUGCGCUGGAACGAGUUGGGAGGCCUCAUGAUGGCGUAACUAUCGCGAAAGCAUUUCUAAGAUUUCUGCUUGAGGAUUGAGGGUUGGCACUAGACAUGGCGUGGAGAUGGUGUGUUUCUACGGUAUACCCAUCUCUGUUCAUUCAUUGCAUGUAUGUCAGCUAUCCUGUGUGGUAGACGUGUGAUACUUUGUGGUAGGAUGCGAUAUAGAAACUCGCCAAGGUGUCAUUUUUGAUUGGAAAU